Messenger RNA from Taeniopygia guttata (zebra finch), 21786 nucleotides. It is a transcript of the gene ATG7, whose product is annotated as autophagy related 7. Gene Ontology annotation, molecular function: Atg8 activating enzyme activity; Atg12 activating enzyme activity. Lineage: Eukaryota; Metazoa; Chordata; Aves; Passeriformes; Estrildidae. Gene Ontology annotation, biological process: cellular response to nitrogen starvation; protein modification by small protein conjugation; autophagosome assembly. Gene Ontology annotation, cellular component: phagophore assembly site; cytoplasm. The record is from RefSeq and is a predicted model, not a curated record.
AUGGGAACCGGGAUGGGAACCGGGAGCGGGAUGGGAACCGGGAUGGGAACCGGGAUGGGAACCGGGAUGGGAAGCGGCACGGGGCCGGGGCCGCCCUCCGUGCCCGCCGCGCCAUCGCCCCGCGCCGCCCGCCCCUCACACGCUGCCGCGUCACCGCCGUGCGCCGCCCGCCGUGCCGGAAGUGCGGAGCGAGCGGCGCAGCCGGUCCCGCCGCCCCGCCGGGCCAUGGCCGCUCCGUGCCCGCUGCAGUUCGCCCCGUUCAGCAGCGCGCUGGCCGCCGGCUUCUGGCACGAGCUGACCCAGCGCAAACUCACCCAGUACCGCCUGGACGAGACGCCCAAGCUCAUCAAGGGCUACUACUACAACGGUGAUCCUUCGGGUUUGCCAGCUCGAUUAACGCUGGAGUUCAGUGCCUUUGAUAUGAAUGCUUCAAUACCAGCACGUUGCUGUCCUGCUUUUGGAACGUUGUAUAACACCAACACUUUUGAGACUUUCAAAUCCUGUGAUAAAAAAGCACUUCUGGACAAGGAAGCAAAAGAGAUCUGGGAAUCAAUCAAAUCUGGAGCUGCUCUGGAGAACCCAAUGCUGUUGAACAGGUUCCUGCUGCUGACAUUUGCAGAUUUAAAAAAGUAUCAUUUCUAUUACUGGUUUUGCUACCCUGCUCUCUGCUUCCCUGAUGGAAUUCAGAUUACUCAGAAACCUGUCUGUCUUGGGGACAAGUUCUCACUAAAUCAGAUUCAAGCCCUGCAGAAAGCCUAUGAUGACCUCUGCCAGGAGGAGGGGGUGACAGCCCUGCCUUAUUUUUUAAUUAAGUAUCAUGAUAAUUCUGUCAUGAUAUCCCUGCUGAAAAAGUGGGAUGGCUUCUUUCAUGACCAAGGAGGAAAGGUGACAGUUGGAGUUUAUGAUCCUUGUAAUUUAUCCCAGUAUCCAGGAUGGCCACUGAGAAACUUCCUGAUCCUGGCAGCCCACAGAUGGGGCAGUGCUCUGCAGGGGGUUGAAGUGCUCUGCUUCAGAGACAGGACCCUGCAAGGGGUGAGAGACAUCACACACAGCAUCAUCUUUGAAAUCAAACUGCCAGAGGCACCCCUGGGCCCAGAUUGUCCAAAAGCUGUUGGAUGGGAGAAAAACCAAAAGGGAGGCAUGGGACCAAGGAUGGUGAAUCUCAGUGAAUGCAUGGAUCCAAAAAGGUUGGCAGAAUCAUCCGUGGAUCUGAAUUUGAAGUUGAUGUGCUGGAGGUUGGUGCCUACUCUGGAUUUGGAGAAGAUUGUGGCUGCCAAGUGUCUGCUGCUGGGAGCUGGCACCCUGGGCUGUAGUGUUGCAAGGACCUUGAUGGGCUGGGGGGUGAGGAAAAUCACUUUUGUGGACAAUGCCAAGAUCUCCUAUUCCAACCCUGUGCGGCAGCCGCUCUACGAGUUCGAGGAUUGCCUGAGUGGGGGCAAGCCCAAGGCUCUGGCAGCAGCAGACAGGCUGCAGAAAAUCUUCCCAGGAGUGAGCUCAGAGGGCUAUAACAUGAGCAUCCCCAUGCCAGGCCACCCGGUGGAUUUCUCGGAGGUGACGCUGGCGCAGGCCCGGCGGGACGUGGCGCAGCUGGAGGAGCUGAUCGAGGCGCACGACGUCGUGUUCCUGCUGAUGGACACCCGCGAGAGCCGCUGGCUGCCCGCCGUCAUUGCAGCCAGCAAGAGGAAGUUGGUCAUCAAUGCUGCCUUGGGAUUUGACACUUUUGUUGUUAUGAGACAUGGCCUAAAGAAACCAAAACAGCAAGAAUCUGGUGAUUCACAUUUCAGCAACGCCUCUGCUUCUUCUGAUCUGCUGGGAUCCUCUCUUUUCUCAAAUAUCCCUGGCUACAAACUGGGCUGCUACUUCUGCAAUGAUGUCGUGGCACCAGGGGAUUCCACCAGGGACCGGACGCUGGACCAGCAGUGCACGGUCAGUCGGCCUGGGCUGGCCAUGGUGGCUGGAGCCCUGGCAGUGGAGCUGAUGGUGUCUGUCCUGCAGCAUCCAGAAGGUGGUUAUGCUGUGGCCAGCAGCAGUGAUGACAGAAUGAAUGAACCACCCACUUCUCUUGGGCUUGUUCCUCACCAGAUCCGAGGAUUUUUAUCCAGAUUUGAUAAUGUUCUUCCAGUCAGCCUGGCAUUUGAUAAGUGCACAGCCUGUUCAGCCAAGGUCCUUGAGCAGUAUGAACGAGAAGGGUUUAAUUUCCUAGCUAAGGUUUUUAAUUCUUCACAUUCCUUCUUGGAAGAUUUGACAGGUCUGACUUUAUUACACCAGGAGACACAGGCUGCUGAGCUGUAUCCCAGGGAUGCUUCUGAGGCAGUGGUUUUGCAGUCCCUGCAGCCUGUGCAAGUGCUGGGGCUGUUUUUUCAGCUGGAAAAGGCUCCACAGUGUUUCUUAAUAAAGUUUUGGGUGGAUAACGAUGAUUUUGCUCUCUGUCUCAUGUUUAACCUUUGAAAAAUAAUUGUAGCAGAUGCUAGAAACAUGAACUGUGAAAUGCCUAACGCAUUCUGAAGUCAGCAUGGUCAUACCUAGAAAAAAUUUAAAUAUAUAUAUAUAUGAGAGGGAUCCCAGAAGGGAAAACAAACACCCUUUAACACGUGCUACUCAUUAACAGCAGCAAUAAUUAAAGUCUGAUUGCCAGGCCUGACUUGCAGUGUCUAGGUUGCUAACGUAAAAUGUAAAAACAAUUAAAAUUAGUAAUGUAUUAUUUAGCAGGUAUUAAUCCAUAAAUCCCUUUUGCAGCUUCAGAAUAGGUGUUUAUUAGUGAGGUUUUAGAUAUUCUCUACAAAAUACAGAGUCUGGUGGAGUUUACUUACUGAAGUUCAAAGUUUUGCUUAAAACCCAGAAUUUGUGUCCUUUCAAAAAUCCUGGGGUACUUCCGUGUGGUUUAUGCAGUGAAAUCACUGCUCAGAGGUGGAAAAUCUGACAUACAAAGUAUUUGCAGAGCUCAUGCUUUAAAAUUAGGUUAAUUGCCAUAAAACCAGGGAGCUGGCUUGAUUCUUCCCUGUCCGAUUGCUGCAUUUUUGGGAAAAUCCAUCUCUUUCAGCAGUUAACCAGUUGAGAAGUCUUGGUGAAUCUGUGUUUCUGAAUGGCAAGGGCUGACAGGCAGAUUAUUUGUGGAGAUUCUGGAGCACCCCUGCUUGCUUUGGAUUAAAAACCAGAUCUUUGUUACAUUUUGCCACUGAAAAACAUUACAUUUUGGCUCUGAAAGACAGAGGUUGUUCUGUGCCCCUCCACAAAUCUCUCAGUUCAUCAUCUGGGGCAAUUCUUACAUUUUUUAGGUGCACAAGAGAGUGCUUUUAAUAUAUUUUCUGCAGAAUGAUUCUCCUUUAAUAUCUUUUCUGCAAAAUUACUCUCCUGUCUUGAGCCCCUUUUCUCUUGUAUUUCGAGCUCCUUUUUCCCACACUUCAGCUGGGCACUGGGAGCUCUGCAGAAUAAUUUUUUUGGGUUUCUGGCUGCUUUGGAGCUGCUCUUGGCAGAAUGUGUUCCCUAAAAUGGAGCCAUUGGAUUUGCUGAGGUUGGUGCUCCUUUGAUUUGAGAUAUUCUCAAUACACUCUAAAGGCUGCAGCAAAAGCACUGAGAGAUUUCACCAGGUGUGGAUGGUCUGGUUUGAGAUGGGAAUGUUUCAUUUUUCUGGUGAAAAAUUAUCUGCUUUUCACCACUCAAACUCUUCAGAGAGAUUUUGUGGAUUAUUGAUGCAUUUGGAGACCAUAUAAUGGCUUCUGGUAACUGCAGAUUUUCCUUUCCUCCUGUCUAGUAAAAUCUAUCCAGUGCUAGUCCAGACCUAUAAAGAAAAUAGACUUGUAAAGUUAGAUGUCAUCCAACCUUCUAUUUACCCAGUAACAUCAUAAUUGGGUUGUAAUUCCAUAUAUAAAUCCCCGCUAUUUCACUAAUAAACCUGCAUCUGAUAGGGGAACUACUCAGUCUUGUGCUUAUUUUUAAAAGGUUCUCUGUUAAAAUGUGCAUUCAUUCAGAGCAUUUCACUGAACAUUUUGCCAAGAGUGUUUUGUUGUGGUCAGAAAAAGUGUUGUGCUGCUCUUACAUUUCAAAUUUUUUUUAUAUUUUUUAUUUUUAUUUCACCUAAAUGCUUUGUUGCUUUCAUGAUGUGUGUGUAAAAGUGCUUUAAUGAGAAAAUCUUUCUAAGUUUUGAGUUUGCUUAUAAAAGAAUCUGGAUAAGCAAUGUUCUGUAGGGAGUGACUGUUAAAUACAACAUUUUUGGAUAAUCUGAAUUUCCAUGAAAGCUCCCCCACAUUAUUAGCACCAAGUGUGUUUGCCCACAUUUAAGGAACACAAUUUGCAGUGAGAUAUGGGAGACCUUUCACUUAGUGAAAAUCUUUCUUUACUUGCACUGUUUAAUUCCUAUUCCAGGGCUGUGCUGUUGACCAUAAUAUGUUUACAUUUUAUACAUAUAAAUACAUUUUACAUAUAAAUACAAUAAUGCAUUUAAAUAUGUUUAAAGUUUGAAUACAUUUAAAACUGAAUUAACUUAAACAUUUAAUACAUUUUAGCAAAAUAUGUUUAAACUUUUAAUACAUUUGAAUAGGUUUAAAGUUGACACAAAUUGCAGGAUUUUUAGUCAACAGAACACCUAUUUCUUAAAUCAUAAAUAUUCUCCACAACUUCCUUCGUGUGACAAUUAAUAAAUAACAACACCAGCGAGCUUUCCUGUCCUGUCUUGAACUGACAGUGCACUUCAGGCAUCUGCUCCUUCCACAUCUGGCUUUAAUUUAGGUUCUGUGGAACAUUUUGGGGUUUUUUUCCCCCAGUUUGAUAUUUUUGUGCAGCAUGGGCAGCAGGCUGUGAGGAGCUCCCAUGCAGCACUCUGGAUGCAGUUCAUUCUGGGGAGCUGCCCCAGCUGAUGGAAACUCAGAAUUUCUGAUUUCCACACCCCUCGGGCUCCUCUCUGCAAAGCUCAGGUGUUAAACUUGACCCUUGCUCGCCCUGCAGUCAAGUUUAAUGGCUGGGCUUAAACUAGAGGCAGCCUGAGCAUCCUUGGGUUGUUAAUCAGGGCUGGAGGUGUGGAGUUGGAGGCAGAAAAGUGAAUAAUUUCCAGGGCACAGCUUGGCUGGGCUGCCCAGGACUGUUCCAUAGCAAUGCAUCCCUAAGCCCAGCUGCUUUGUUCCACAUUAACCCUGCAAAGGGUUCCUCUGUACAGAUGUAAAGAUGCUUUUCCUCUAAAAUUUCUAAUUCAAGCUGAAGUUUUCUCCUCCUGCAUAACAGCUUUGCUGAUAUGCUCAACUCGCUUCUCUCUGUAAUUCUCCUUUCUCUCUGGAAUAAGACACAAGUGUAAGUAUACUUUUCUUACUUUGCAUUUCAAUUCCUGAAUUACUUGGAUGCUUUACUGCACUUCCUGCUUUCAUCAGGAUGAAAGAAGAUUACAAAAUACACACCAGAAAUGCAAUUUUCACUUGGUUCUCUGAUUCAAAAACAAGAAGGGAUAGAAGUUGCAAUCCGAGAGAUUGCAACAUAAAGAGCUUUGGAACAAAAAAUCAAAUCUGUAGCAGAGUUCCUAUAUUUGAAUGUGAAUUUAAAGCUCAGGUAUGGUGCCAGCAGGUCAUUAUGUCUGUGUUAUUUUACUUUAGUAAUGUUGUAUUUCAAGUUUCUGUCUCUCACAAAAAGUGAGGUAUCUGUAGUUUCUGUGGCAAGUUCUUGUAGCCAGUGAAUGAGACCUGUUUGUCAUUUCCAAAAUACCUUUUCUGUGCUGGUUUACUGUAUCCCAAACAAUCCUAAUUAAUGGUAAAAAAAAAAAAUUUCAUGCUAGUAAAAUGCUCAGAGAAAAUACAGACAGCCCAAUUUUAUGAUUUCUGCACUUAUUUGAGGUUUGUGACCAUUUUUUGACCAUUUUUCAGUCAUUUCUCGAGGAACAAUGCUUAGCUGUAGAAUAAGCAGCUGGUAUUAAAAAGGAACUUUGCGCUUGUCCUAAUUUGGAAGAAAAUUCAGAAUUUCCAGUGUGCUUUUCUAUUAAAAAUAUCCUGCUUGUUUCUGAUUCUGCAUUAUAUUAUGCAGUGUAUUUGAUGAUGAAACAAUAACAUAUGAAGAGCCAAAAAAAUAAAAAGCCCAAACAGAAAAAUCCAGCUACAACAAUAUUGUAACAGUAAAUUCUGUAACUUGGCAAUUCUUCUCUGUUAGCCAAGUAUUAUUCGGAAUUUAAUUUUAUUUGAUGUUAUGAAAACUUCCUAAAGAAAUCAUUACUGAUGGGUAGCCCAAAAUUAAUAUUUGAGACUUUUCUGUGACUGUGAGCUUUUUUGUUUUCCUUCAUGUGUUUAAUCUGGUGCAUUUCUGGAGAAAUUAACUUUGACAGAUUCAGGCCUGCCCUGGAAUUUCUUUCUUAAGAGAUUAAGAGAUUAAUUUGUUUUCUUUCAGAGGUGGGUUAUUCUUUUCUUCUUGAGUUUUCUCGUGAUGUCAAUUAGUGUCAUCAUUUUUCUUCAUUUAUCAAGUAAUGUCUCCUGGCUCUUUGAACAAUGGUAAUUUUUUUUUUUUCUGCUGAUGCCUUUUGCUGCUUUUGGAAGGGUUUGGAAAUACCUGUAAAGUGGUGCCUCUGUUUGCUACCAAAACAUGAGCUCCUUGCCUUUCCCUUGAUGCCUUCAAUGAUAAUUUCAAUUAUUAUCAUUAAUUAUAUUCAAAUUACCUUCCUGGGACUCACGUCAGAAAGUGAUGUGCACAAAUACUCCUGUUUCAUGAGAUAUCUAAAUAAAUGUGUGUUUGUCCCUUCAGGGCAGGGAGGGGCUUGUGCACACAUUUAUUUUUGUUUGAGGGAAGGACAGUUGGUAGGUAUCCAGUUAUCAUUUUUGUUUGAAAUAUCAAAUAUAUGGGAAAAAAAACCCACUGAAAGAAAUGGAAUAAUGGCAUUUGUGUUAGCAACAGGUUUUGUUGCUGUAUAUUCUUUUUUUCAUAGGGUUAUUUUUUGAUGUCUCUUCAUGAGGUCAGGCACAACUAAUUUACAAUUAAGGGUUAUUUUUUCUUUUUUUUAACUAAAUUGCUGUCUUAAUGUCAAAACAUUGAUAGAGUUAAAAUCUCUAUGUAAAAUUUUACGGUCAGUCUCCUGUAAGUAUAAAAUGGAAAGUGCUAAUAGGAAUAAAUCUAUUAUCUCAUCACUUUUUAUGUGAGGGGAAGAGACUUCAAGAAGAACCUGGACAAAACCUGCAGCAGCAUUAAUGUGCAUUCUUCUUCAUGAAGCUUCUGCAGACAAUAAUUGCUGGCUGCUUUUCCUUUUGGUCAGCUGAAUUGAUCAGUGCAGGUGAUCAAUAUCAGCCCUUCUCUCCCACGGGGGCUCUGGGCUUUCCUCUUUCCAUGAGAAUCCACCUCCAGCUGCAGAGGUGCACUGCUCUUCUUCAUGGCUCAUUUUAAUUGCCUCCUAAACAAGGAGUACUGGGGCUGAUGAAGUAAUGUUCUGAUUUGUGCUCUGGUGGUAAAUGAUGUUAAAUUGUACUUUAUUGAAGAUUUUAGAGUAAUUUUAGCUAAUGAUGAGCACAGCACUCCAAAAAUUUGAAGGGAACUGCUAGACUGAAGCCAUAAAAUCUUCAUUUUGGAGAAGCACUUCUCUUCUAGAAAGAGUUUCAAAGUCUCUCGACUCCUCUUCCUUUGAAGGAAAAAUCUCCAGUAAAGCAGAAGUAGUAUAAUUCAGGGAUUAAAUCUCUUCCAUUCCAAUAUACUUUGUCACAAAGAAGAAUGAAUAGACUGUCCAAGAUGCUUUCUGUUAUUCUCAUGUGAAGAAUAAGAAAUUACACAACACAGACAAACACGCUGAUGAACUUUUUUAAUUCUAAUUAAGACCAUAAAUUCUACAAUGUGCAUCUCAGUCCAAGAGCGUAUGAGUGCUUGUUCAAAUAAAAUACAAUUUUAAAAAAGAGGAAAGUUUGCUGCUAGCCAAAUCGGUGCCAGAUCUCAGUGAAGACCAGCUGUUGUAGCCUCACCCAGAGGUGCUGUGCAUGUCUUGGGGCAGGGCUGCCUCAGCACCCCCUCAAGUGUUAAUGAAGUGACUUCAUUAGGGAUCAAUGUGCUCUGCUCAUCCUGCAGCCUGUGAAAUGUUGUCCACCAGAGUAUUUUCAUUAUUAACUGUGUUUGCCUCCUCCUGACAGUCCAGAUUUCCUCUGGAAACAUCUCCUGGACUCCUCUGGAGGCAUUUCUGUCAGGGUGAGCCCAUGCAGGCAAUUAUCACAUCCCACAAGUGCAUUGGUGCCUGUUAUUGCCACCAGCUGUUUCACACCCCAAAACCUCUCUGCACAGGCAGCACUGGCUUAUUUUCAACUUUGGGACUGAUUUUCCUGUAAAUAUAGGUGGGGUAUAGGAGAUAUAUAGGAAUAUAGAAAAUGGUAAUAAAUAAAGUCAAUUGAAAUAUGAAGAGCUGCUGGAAAAUCCUGUGGGUUUAGCACAGCCUCUCUUCAAUGCCAGCAGUUGCUAAGUCACAGAGGAAAUUAAGCACCACAAAUUUUAAGAACAGAACAUCAAUUUUAUGCUCCUAUUUGGAAAUCUCAUAUGGAAAACUGUUUGUGAACAACUUCUCAGCUGAAAUUUUCACCAUGGCUCAGGGUUUCUUCCUUUGUGAACCAUGAAAUAAUUUUGCCAGAAUGAGUGUUUCAAGAUUUGCAUCCAUGUUGCUACUGAGUUUGGGUUGACACUAAUUUAUAAAACAGGCAGAUUUGAGAGCCUUUAAAAUUAAUAUUAACCUAGCUGUUACUGGCCUGGGCUCUCUUUCUAUUUGAAUAUUGUCCUGGUGUUUGCACUUUAAUGAACAUCUCUGCAAAGUGCUGGUGUUUCCUUUCCCUCAGCCUAGUUCAGGUUCUCCUGAAGUUUCCUUUUUCCAGCACUUUUUUGGAGCACAUUAGAACCUGGCUUCCAGCUGAAAUCUGCCAUGCAGUAUAGUUGUUUUUAUGGAAUUGGCUGGAGUCCUGGAGAAACCACCUAAUAUCUUAGGAGUGAUAAAAAUUAAUGACCAAUUCUGUAGUUAAAACCCAGCUUUGAUUCCAAGAUGAGCCACUGUGCUUGAGACGAUAAGGAUUGGUUCUCUCUUAUCUCUUCAGUGAUAAUUUUUCCUUAGCAGUGACUUCUCUUAGUUAAUUUAAGGUCAAAAUAGUUGGAAAGUUAAAUCUUGUAAAUUGUAAAUUAAAGUUGUGCCUGACCUCAUGAAGAGACAUCAAAAAAGUCUGCGUUGUUAUACAUGUAAUAAAAAAUUAGCCAAGAGAAAAGUGUCUCACUUUUAAGCUUGAAGAUAAUAACAUUUUAAAAAAAAGUUUUAGGAUGAGUUUCUGUUUUCUUGGUAUGUUAACCUUUAAAAACUCCACUCUAGCUAUUAAAUGUGCUUUAAAUUAGUGCUGAGCUAUUGCAUUUUGUAGUGUUGAGUCUGGGACACCAAAGCUUUUCCUACAUGUGAUAUUUCACAAAGCAAAAGCUGCUUGUGAGUUACUGAGUUUGUUGUUAUUUUCAUAUACAGGAAAACUUUUUGUUAUCCUACAGGUGUGGUGAUGAUUUUUAGUCAUUUAAUUGUUACACAGCAACCUUAAAAUAAUGCCAUUUUACUGAAUAAAUAGGAGUUGUUUUGGUAAAUAGAAAAUGCUAGACCUGCCAAUCUUAUAAAGAACUUUUUAAAAGUUAGGCUGAGCUGCAAGCCCUGGUAGGAAGGAAAUUCAUGGCUAAAGUGUGAUUAGGAUCAGCUCCCAGAGCUGAUUUGUGAUUUGAAGUCUGUGUGUAGCAGUUCUGCUGCCAUCUCUGUGCAGGAAGGUCUAUGUGCAGAUGUUGUCUGGUUACUGCAGUGUAAAAUAUUGCAAAAUGGCCAUUUAAUGGUACAGGACUGGCUGAGACAAGAGGUGAAUUGACUCUGUUCCAGUUAAAACACAAAAGUAAACAGAAUAAAACUGGUCUAGUUAGAAUGACCUUAAAGCUGUGAGAUUAUGGAAAUUAAUUUGGAGAAAAACUCUACAUGUGCAAGUACAUCAGUACUUUGUCAUCUGAAAAUAAGAGUUCUGUUGAAGUAUUUGUUAUAUACAAAAUAAACUGUAAUUGUAACGUACUGACUCAAGCCCACCAGGCAAUGAAUUUAAUCCCCUGCAAGUCGAGUGUGAAAUCCAAUAGGUUUGUCAACAAAUACAAGAAAUCCAUGGCUAGGAAAUAGAUACAAACUGUGAUUUAGGUGGAGAUAACUGCUUAGAGGCUUAUUUAUUUUUUGGGAACUAAAGAAAGUCAGUCAUAGAAAUAGAGAAGGGGAGGCACAAGUAAACCUGUAAAGAAUUAAGUAACCACUUUCCAGUCUCUCAAGGGGAUAGGGGUUAAGAGAUACAGCUUUAAAAGUCUUUAUGUUGUUGAAAAGUUUAUUUGUCUAAUGUCUACUGAGACAGCGUGCCAACAACAGCAAACCCAGUGCAAGUCAGAAAGAGAAAACUCCUACUGCAAGAGAAUAUGAAGGCAUAACAAAGCUGUUUAGAAAUAUUGCAGUGCAGCAGCUGGUUUUGCUAAUGCUUCUUGGUUAUUUAAAAAAAAAAAUCAUCUAAAUCCUAACUCCCUUUGUCUUCUCACUCUGAGGAGCUGCAGUGUGUGAAGCUUGCUGGCCCAUGACUCAUUGUCCCCACUCAUGCUAUUUCUUUGAAUAGCCCUUGUGAAAACAUGCAUUUUGGGUUAGUUGUCUUAGCUGGCAAUCCAGGAGGGUUUUUUUUUCUCCCUGGGUGAGUGAUUUAUGUGUGCUAAUCUCUGGAUCUGCCUUUGCCACACAUGGUGCCUAUGAAAACACUGCUGGUGCUGUACCUGGGAUUGCUGUGCUCACCUUUCUGCAAGAGUAACUCAGGCACUAAAACUCCUUUCAUCUCUUCCUCCACAGGCAAUAGUUUCAUAUCCAAGAAAUUCUGAUACCUUGGGCUUCUUUUCAGGGACAGGCAGUCAUGAAACUGAGGCUGGAUUUCAUUUCUUACUAGAUCUGAAAAGGGUAACAAGCAAAGAAGAUGAAAAUGCAAAAUAAGAUAUUAUUUCCAGCCCCUAAAAGAAACUUAUUUGCAUUUGGUACUUCUGCUUUCUGGAUUUAAUCUAUAUUUUAGUGUUUGGAUCAAAUUGUUGAAUGCAUUUAAUAUGCAAUUUUAUAUGGUUUAAUUUGUAGAUCUGUGCCUGCAGAUUAUGUUUGGAUUGCUCAACAAAGUAAAAUCUUGAUUAUAGCCAAACACGUUGAUAAAGUUCAAGGAGCAGACUGUGACUUUUCUUUUUGUACAGUGGAAAUGAGUGAUGCUUAUGGGAGACUUGGGAAAAGGAAGUAAUGCUGUUAAAUAUCAUUUCAGUGAAGUUGAGGCAUGAAGGUCACAAAGUUUUCUGCUAAGUGAGGUUAAAUUCAAGCAAAGUUGGUCAGUGGUAACAUCCCUUUAGGUAACAGCUGCUGGAGGAUGCUGCAGUUUUCAGGACAAUACUAGAGAAAAGUCAGUGUAUUUGGAAAAUCGCUAGGAUUUAGGUUCUUCUUAUUUCUUAUCUUACUCUUUCUUAUGAAAUAGAAGAAUGUAGCUUUCAUUAAGAAGUUUCUAAAUUGAAGAAUAAAUGUUUUGAUGAUUGUGUCCUCUGCAUUCGAAAGCAAAUGAUAUUCCCAGUUCUAGCACAAAGUCUGAAAUCCUUCCUUCUGGUGAGAUUUUAUUUCUCAUUCUUCAGUUUAAAAGCCAAGAAAAAGAGCUCGUGGCAGAGAAAACUGCCUAUAGAAUAGACUUGCUGUUUGGGAUUGUUAUUUUAAUGUGAAGGGAUGAGGUAAUAGAGCACAGCAAUAACCAGCAAGCUGCAAUCUUUGACUCCAGCAUCAACAGCUCCACAGGCCUGAUCUUUAUUGGACUUUUUUUUUAAUUUGGGAGGAAGGGAGGGCUCUGGUUAGCAUAUCUGUUUCAGGAAGAGUAUCAAGAGUUCUCUAAUUUCAUAUUUAAAUCUGGGAACUGAUUAAUACUUGAGGCAUGCAGAGAGCUAUAAUAUGAAGGCUGUUGUUACUAUAGUGAGAUGCUAUUACAGACAUCACAAGACUUUUUAUACAAGGAAACAUGAUUACUUUGGAUUAAAGGAGUUGCCAAAGGCUUGAAGGAUUUAUUGGUGCUGCUGCUUGGAGUUAUAUAUAACUUCAUUAUUUUGUUGAAAACAUUGAGAUCUAGAAUUAAUGAAGCACAGUAAAUGCUGCUGAAAUGCAUCAGCAGGUUUGACAGCUUUGAACUGACACUGAGCCACUGAUGAAUUUUAUGGGAGCAUUCUUUAGGCCUCCAGAUCACUGGAUAAUGUACAGAAAGGAAUAAACCCAGCUUUUGCACAGAGAAAUGAAGCUUAAUGAGUGCAGUGAGGUGCAGCAGAGUUGAUGUGAUCAAGAUCAUAUUUCUGAAAUGACUUGUAACUCCUGAGCUUGUGGGAGAGGAAAUGGCCUGAGCUGCUGGAGAUGGUCUGGAUCUCUGGGAUCAAACAUUCUGGGAGCAGUGGGGAUCUGCAGAGUGGGAGCAAGGCUGAGAGAACCCAAGGGUCAUGUGGGUCUGGGCAAAGCAAGAGGAAAUGGGGAAUCAUGGCUUUAGAAACAAAGGGCUGGAAUUGGCUUUUUUUCCUGCAAGACUUGGUCAUGGGUGGUGUCAUUUCUAGAGGGGAAAUGCAGAUGUGAAAGAGCUCUGCAGUGUGCUGGGCUGCUGCAAGGGCUCUUUUCUGUGUGACCUAGGAGUUCAGUGCAUCUCACAUCCACUGCAUCAUUUCAUUAAUCUCAGCUGGAUAAAACUGGCAGCAUUUUGACAUUGCUUCCCUAACCCAGCUCAGAGAGUGCUGGGAGAUCCAGAAAUGCUUUCUAGACAGCUGCAUUCCUUCCUUUCUGUGCAGUCUGCAGUACUGCAGAGAUGUUUCAAAAGGAUUAUUGCUUUAACAGAUGAUUAAUUGCAAAUUAUUUAUUGCUUUCUUAAAAUUGGCUCAGCAGUCAUCAUUUGCUUUUGAUACCACGCUGCAGAAUUAGUGCUGUGGGAAUUCAUGUGAGUCUGAAUGAGGAAUGAGCCGUAAUCAAUGAUGAAAGGUUUUUCAGUUUUGAAAUAAGUCUUACAACAUUAAUCCCUUACAAGCAAUACUAUAAAGAGAAAAUAUGUAAUGGCAGAAGUUGUUCUUCAGCUGCCUUUGACUCUCCCCUCUGUAAUGUGACUCAGGAAUUUAGUUAUGUAAAAAUAUGACUAAGUCCCUUUUGCUUUGAGGUGCAGCCCUGGGUGAAAUGCAGUAUGAGAUUGGAUUUCAGUAAAUUGGAUAACUUCUUUCCCAGUCUUUUUAACUUUGAAUUUGGGACAAAACUACAUCAAAAGCUGGAACAGCUUCCUCAUCUAACUGUUCCAUGGCCGAGUGGGUUUUUUUUUUUUCUCUUCAGAUAGUGUCUGAUUACUAAAUUAAGCUCUCAGCAUCAAUAAAUCAUUUCCCUGCAGAGUAAAACCUAUAAAUUUUCAUACCUGUUGUCUUCUGUACUUUUUGAAAUAUCUCUCUGGGGGCUGUGGAGCAGCUCCCAGGGCAGGUUCAGCAGACAGAGAGCACAAAGGAAUCCAGGUGCAUGUUGUGCUUUGCUGGCGUGACAGGCUGGACACAUUCCAGAGGAUUUGCAGGAACUGGGUGAGCUCUGGGAGCACGUUGGGGUUAUGGGGUUUACAGAGAAGCCAAAUGAAAAACCAAGUGAGGUUUUUCAGGAGUCCCAUACACUGUUUGGUGUGAGCCAUGUGGGACUCACCAGGCCACUCCUAUUCCCAGGAAACAGCUGGGGAAGCACAAAGAAUCAUUGCUGGUCCUGCAGGGGUUGUUCCUGGUCCUGUAGGGAUCAUUCCUGGUCCUGCAAAGAUAAUUCCUGGUCCUGCAGGAGCAAACCUCAGAGCCCAGCCCAGCCCAGCCUGGUGCUGGGAUGUUUCUCAGCAUUUGGAGGUAAAUCAGAGUCUGCAGAGCCAGCUGUGUGGAAAGGCUGUCCUGGGCUGAAGUGUUGGCUUGCAGACCCCAUUGGCCAAAUGGCACUGGAAUAUUUUAAUUUAGGAUUUCUCAUUUCAUGCUAUCAGAGGCAUCACAGAAUCAAAAUCUUCUAAAGCAAAAAUCUGUUUGUUAUGGAUGUCAAAGAGUUGGAGGGCAGAAGAAAAGAAUGGAAAUAAUCUCUUGCCCAGAUUAUAAAUUAGUGGCAAUUAGAAAAAAUCUGUUAGUCCACAAAACCCAACAGCUGGGAUUUCUCCAGCCCUGCAAGCCCUCAGCUCAUUUUUCUCUCUGUAUCCCACCCAAAGGUAUUUUUAAAGCUGAAUGAAGACAGUUCUCAUUCUUUAUUGUGCUUAUAUUGACAUAGUCACAGAUGUUACUGCUAUGCAAACCACUGGUAUUAUUUUUGCUCUUAAGUACUUUCCUGGUUUCCCUUUUGCUGUGACAAUUUUGUCACUGUUGCUGGGAGCUGGAGCUAUUUCAUUCAUGGGCCACAAAUGUUUUCUGUUAAGCAUUCAAAACCUCCCAUCCUCCUAUUGUACUCUCCCAGUUUACUAUGAAGUGCUCCAGCCCCAUCCAACAGAGUUUGGUUUAAACCUUCUUCCCUUCCUGUUAUUUUUAACAUUUUCUCAGUUUUGCUUUAGGUCUCCAAAAUGUAUCAGUGCUGUGAAUUUAGUGAUGAAAUUUUCCUGUCUCAUUCACUCACUCCAAUCCCAUUUCUUGCCUGCUUUGGAUUUCCCUGCAUCCCAACACUUCUGCUCCCAUGUUCUCUGUGCUCCAUAAUUUCUGUUUGGUUCACACCUGCUUGCAUUGGCUUUGAAUGUCUCCUUUGCAUCCUCUGGAUGUUGGAUUUUAAACAGAAAUGUUCAUCUUGUCAUCUUCCAGAUUUGCAGACUUACUCCAAGUUAUUUCAUGGUAAACUCUCGGAAUCAACACUUGCAGUUUCCUGUUAUUUCUGUAUUCUUUUGUUCUAAUGGUAUUUGUAAGCUGAUUUAGGAAUGCUUCUCAAAUUCUAUAAAUUUCAAUAAUGGACUUGGGUUUUUAGCAGAGUGUUAUAAAAAAUGCUGCUCAUUACUGCCCCUUCCUUGCACUUUUCCUGAGCCUUGUCAUGUUAAAAAAAAACCCUCAUAAUUUUUCUUCAGUCUUUCUGCUCUUUCACAAUAAUCUGGUUGAGUAAUGCAGCAUUUAUUCAAUUUAUGCUUGCAAACACUUCCAUUUUAAACAGCUACUGGACAAAUGAAUUACAUCAGUAAUACUGUAGUGUUGUUCACUGAUUUAUACUUAAUUUUUAUACUUUUGUUUGUUUGUUUGCAUUUAAAUAUUUAAAUUUAUUUUGUACAAAGGCUGGAUUGAAGGUUAGGCUCAGGUCCUGUGUUUUAUUCUGUUUGUUCCUUUAGUGAGGUGACUGCCUUGUCCAGCAUUUAUUCUAUUCUCCCCAUAAAGUCAGUUUAAUAUUCUGGUUGAUUUUCCAUUCUUCUUGUACAAACAUGCACCUUCUGAUAUUUGCAUCCCUGUUGAGCAAUUAGAAAUUGUCAGUACCUGUUUUUCCUGCCUGUUGAGUAUCAGGUGUAAUUUAGCAGGCAUUUUUGGGACAUAUUCCUUCAGCCCAUUGCCCCUUGUCAGCAGCCUCCCUCAGCCCUGUGUGCCUGGGGAAUUAUUCCAAUCCACAGCUCUUGCCAAGGCCUGUUACCUCCACAUUGACAAUUAAACAUCAAAAGUUACACUUAAGCCCUAACAUUUAUAUUUAAAAAAUGCUUUUUUAAAUCUUGUUUUUCCUCUAUCUUCUUCAUGCCUGUACCUAAUGUAAUUUCUUGGACAUUCAAGGCUGUCCACAGGAUACUGAUGGCCUCAGAUACUUUUUUUUUUUUUAAUGCUGUAUUUCCAUUGCUAAAAUGAGAUGUGUGCCCCCAUUCAGACAAGACUGAGUCCAUCUGUUUCUGCCCCUAUUUUUUCUGUCAGGAUUUUUCAUUUUUUCUUCUGAACUUUUCACUAGAGGCUUUGCUGUUAUUUCACCCCAAUUCCACGGGAAGAGUGGAGCACACAGCAAAGCUGGGCUGAAUCUCUUGUAUUCCAGUUUUUGUAGCAAAACUGCUGCGGGCCCUUGGGUUUUGUGUGUUUUUAUUACAAACCAGAGCAUGCUGAGAUCACCAACAGUUCCCAAAUUUGUUUUCACCCCCCUGACACAAACAAAAAGGAGAAGGAGCCCCUUCUAUUCCCAUUUUUUUGUCCAGCUCAGGUCUCUCCAUAGCUUUAUAUUGAGCAGCAAAGGCAGGGAAGUGAAAAUCAUAGAGUUUGUCAUCCUUGUUCUCACCAUCAACUCCAGCAUAUUGAAAGUCUCAUUUUUAUCCCUGGCAACUGAGUAACUCUUCACAGAGAAAUACUGGAAGUUCUUGGAAUUACAAACAUAUCAGGCCAUGAGCCAAGCUUUCCCUGGCUAGGCAGUGGCAAAAGCUGCCAGUGGAUCUGAGUUUUAUGUGGGUUUUUUUUUUUCUACUCUUCUCUCUGAGAUCAUCAAAACUUAUUGCAGCAAGGAUUCGAUAUUGGAUUUGAAUCGUUGUUCUGGAGUUUAAAUGGGAAUUCUCACUUAUGGAGCAGCCAUCAGAUCCUAGUUGAAGUUGUUCAUCUGGAAAUUUUAAAUUAAGUUUUAUCCCAGUACAUUAGUAAUUUUAGCAGAAUGUUCUAAUCCAAAAUGAAAAUCAGAUGUUCUUCAUGGAAAUAGGGAAGUCCAGACAAUGGGUAUUGUGUUUAGGUUGCAAGACUUGUGGUCUUCCUUUCUUUUAAUUUUAUUUUUGUUGUUUACAUUGCAGACAAGUCUUUGUUCAUUCUAAGGAAUAAGGCUAUUAGUUUAAAUGCACUAUUUUUUUAACAUUUGUAUCCAAAAAUAUUUCUCUUGAGCUGUAUAAAAAAUUGGAUUUUCUGGAAAUUCAUUGCCCUCAUGAAUGGACUCCUGGUGAGAGAGGAAUUUUUAUGACUCCCUUAAAAAAACAAUUGCAGGCAUUCCACAAAUAAACAAUACAUGGAUUUGGGGGUGCAUUUUAAUGGCUAUUUUAUAAUUAUUUGUUCUCCAGUGUUUAUUUCCGUAUGGUAUGUUGCAAUUUUUAACUGAGUUAUCCUAAGAAUUCCCUUGUACAGCAGAGAGCAGAGCUUUGGAGCAGGAGCCAGUUCCCAAGUGCAGACCCAGUCCCGCCUCUGGUACUUCACUGAUUUCCAUGAGUCCUGCAGGAGGAGCUGGGAUAGUUCAGGCCAGCUGCUUUCAACUUCUUUUUGCAUCUUGUUUUGGCAGUUCUGAUCUCUUUCCCUCAACUAGAUCUUCCUCCCGUGUCUCUCGUUAAUAAAUUUCACGUGUGAUUUUUCUUUUGUUUGAUUUUUCUCCUUUCAGGGCUGUUCUUGCUGAAUAGUUGCCCACAGCCCCAGCUCCACUGGAUUUGCCUUUUUCCUGUGUGUAAACGCUUGUGAGUGGCAGUUCUGAUUUUCCUGGCACAGGAACCAGUGCCCGGUUCGUGUCCACAGCAGCACAAACCCUGACAUUGCACAAGAGGCUCGUUGGAAAAAUUGGGAUAAGGGGAACUGAACAAUCCUGGGUUGCUCCUUGUCCCACAGGGAGCAGCAGUUCCAUCCCUGUUGCUUUUGGACAGGAUUUACUUUUCACUGCUCCAUCUGCAGAUAAUCCAGGAGGUGCUGGUGCCACCAGCAGCACAGUUUGUGAUUCAGCUCAUGCUCAGUUGCUGCAGGAUUUUUUCUGAUUUUGAGUCAUGUCAAUAAUAUGUUGUUCACUCUGAGAGAGCUCAGAGUGAAAAUGAUAAUAUUUAGAAAAUGAAAUUUGUUGUACAGCCAGGAUGAACCAGGGGUUUCAGAUGUUUGGGUCUUACUUCCUUUUUGUCAACCCUCUGUGCGUGUCACAUUCUCAACAAAUUUCCUCAACUUCUGUAAUCUAUGAGGUAGAAAAGUUGCUGGUUUUUACAGAAAAAAGCAGAUUAAGUGGCAGUUCUUGUGCUUGCAGCAGCCCUUGGUGUGUGUUUGGGAGCAGAGAGAACUGAAGUGUGUGCACAUAAAUAAUAGAAAAUAUAAAUAUGGACAGCAGUGCCAUCAGUGAUCAAAUCUUAUCACUCCUUCCUCAUGGAGGCAGCCUGGCAGCCUUGCAAAGCUUGCUGCUGUCAGAAAAUCAUGAAACAGAAAAAAAUACAAAUCAAAGAUGCUGAGAUCUCCUUUCAGCACUGCAGGAGCAGAAAGUGGCUGUGUCAGAAAGCAGAACACUUCUCACUUCUCCAGAGCAUCGGCGAGCAGAGCUGCCAGGGCUGCUCCGGGAGGGAGCAGGAUGCUGGGGAGCAACAAAGUUCCCUGGGACUCAACAGAGUCCCUUAUUUUUCUGUCUGAAUCAGCAUUUCUGACUGUGACAGAGUGAUUUAUGAGUUCAGCAAACUGAUUGAUUUAUGGCCUCAGCAAACUGAUCAAAAAAAUGGAUGUAAACAUCAGAGCAAGGAGAAGUAGGUGUCCAAAAUGGGCUUGUCUUGGGUGUUUUUGUGCACGAUCAAACUUGGCAGGACUCUCUGAUUUUUAAUUUAUUGAUUAAUUUCACAGAGGUUUUAUUUCAUCAACAUAAAAACUCUUUGCAAAAGAAAAAUGUUUUUCUUGUAGGGGAGCUGAGCAAUCAGCUUCUUUGUGUACCUCUCCAUGCUGGGGUUUCUACAAAACCCCCAGCAGCAGAAAGAGGCAUUGAAAAGCAGAGCCUCUUGCUGCUUUAUUGCUCUGCUAAAAGUUUGGUAUUUGUACUUUUUAAGAGCAAUUGGAGAGAUUCAGUUUUAGUCAGCUGUAUCUUAAAGCUGCAAAUCUGAAAUAACUUGUCAUUUAUUUUGCGAAUUCCUUGAAAAUUUUAUUAUUCAACUGUCCCAGCAGUUCUGCCUGAAGAGAUUUCUUGCUGUUUUCUUUUAUGAUAGAAAAUCUAGUGGGUAAAGUGAAUUAUCACAGAGAAAGCAGUGCUGAUCACUUCCAAGAGAAUUAAAGCAGAGGGGAGCAAACUUGGGUGAAACUUGGGUGUUAUUUAUUAAUUAACAACAAAAUACUGAAACUAAAGAUCUUUUCAAAUUUCAGUUCCAGCUACUUCAGUUUUACUCAGCUGUAUCUUAAAGCUGAAAAUCUGAAUUUGUCAUUUAUUUUGUGAACACCUAAUUUUAUUUUUUAACUUUUAACUCUAAUUACAUUUAACUUUAAUUUUAAUUAAAUUAAUUCAUUUAAUUAAACUUCUAACUUUAAUUUUUUGUUAUUAUUAUUAUUAUUUAACUGUCCCAACAGUUCUGCCUGCAGAGGUUUCUUGCUGCUUUCUUUUAUGAUAGAAAAGCUAGUGGGUAAAGUGAAUUACCACAGAGAAAGCAACAUCUUCACAUUGUAUUUCCCUCUGAGUUCUUCCCAAUACAAAACGAACGGGCAGCCUCUGUUUGAAAUAAUUAGUCGUGGUUUACUGGGGGAAUUUUGGGACUUUCAUGUUGCACUAGCUUUUGAUGAAAAUUUCCCUGCACUGCCUUAUUUAAUUCUGGCCAUCUGGAUUAAAAGGCUCUCUUAAUCUUAAAUACAGAUUGUAACUCUUUCUUUUGGAGUGUGCUGCCAUAAAAUUCAGGCAGCUUUCCAGCUUUCUUCAUUAAAGCUUUCUUUAUUAUGGUUUGUCGGCCAUUAAAUGAUUGUUAUGCACAAUGGGCACUUGAUUAUAAUUUGCUGGAGCUGGGAAUCAGUUGCAGCAGUAAUUCAGUUCUGUAAUUAAAAGCAAGCAUGUUUAUACCUGCUAGCAUCUCCUGUGAGCUGCUGAGGGUGAGGAGAAAACAGACUUGAAAGGCAACAAUUUCUGCUAAUAAGAUGUUGAAGGGCUCUAAAUCUGCCAGUGUUUUGUGCUGUGCUGUGGAAUUGGGAUUUUUUUCCCAUAAUAACUGGGUUUUGAACCAAAAUCUGUACUUUGUGACAGGGAUAAAAGGGCAGUUUGAUUUGUCAUAAAUCUCCUCAGAUCUUUGAUUUUUUUUUUGUUUUGUUUGAGGUUAGAAAGAAAUGUGAAUUUCUUGCAGAAAAAGAGCAAUUGGGGGAUCCUCAAAUCCUUUCUGAUUUUUGUUCUGCUCUUGUGGGUUUUUUAUCAGGGAGCUCAAUCUCACUUAAGUGUUUUUUCACCUGUAAAGUUUUAAAAAAAUGUGAGAAAAUUGCUCGCCGUAAAAGUAUUUUAAAAGGGAGUUUUUCAAGGGUGUUUGUGCCAUUUACUUUUAUAUUUUGGCUGUUGGGAAGUUGAAAGAAAUAAAUGUAAGUUUGUCCAAGCUGCACAUUGAACUCUUACGGGCAAGUGUGGCAUAGCUGAUGGUGUCAUUUAAUCUGAUUUUAGCAGUAUUUUAUGGAUAAACUAACAUAGAUACAUGAUCAUUUAAUCAAUAUUAUAAAAUAUUUCUUUAUAAAAUUGAAGUUAUGUAGCAGCUUUGUAUUUUUUUUUUCCUGAGCUUGUGUCUCCUAAAAUUCCAUCUUUGAGAUACCUUCUAGUAAAUCUGCACCUGGAAAACUUUCCUGCUAGCUGAAUUUGUGCACAUUUGGUGAGAUGAAGCUGCUAAAUGAAAUAAUUUCAUUUUCAAUUUUACAAGCAUCUGUUUGGCUGGAAAUAAUUUUCUGUCCCAGCUGUGAACUCGAGAGAUGCAAACGUUGUGAAUGUUGUGUGUGCAACAAAUUCCUGCCUGCACUUCAGUGUUGGUCUGCAAGAACUGUGCAUACAGGAGGUCAAAAAUUUGCUUUUUAACAUCUCUCAAAUUGAUCUCAAAUUGGAGCUCUCAAAUUAGCAAUCAAAACAUUUGUAAUGGGCUAAAAUAGAGAAUAAUGUGGGUUUGCAAGGUAGUGCAAAAAUCAAGGAAAGCUGCAGAAUUUAAGUGCUCUCUCCCACAAUUCUAAUCAGAAUUCUAACAACAACAAUUCUAAUCAAUAACACCAGUUCUAAUCAGAAUUGUUGAUGAUUUAAUCAAGUGUUUUCAGUCUUGUUAAACAAGUGAGGAACGCAGACUGGAAUAAAACCAGUUUAUAAUUCUGCCUUUCCUCAGGAGGGGACAUUCUGAUGGACACACAGUUGAGAUGUUCAGGUCUUCUGAGGAAAAUCUUAAUAACUUGGAAAUUCAAAGUUACAUGGAAAAUCCUUUCUUUUGCUUUUUAUGAGGGUUUUUUUGGUUUUUUUUUUUUUUUGUUGUUUUUUUUGAUACCUUUGCUGAUUUUGGAAAAAGUAGAAGGCUUUUCUUGUGAAUCUAAUUUCUCCAUGGCAAGCCCUUGCAGUGCCUUUGCCAAGAGUUUAUUUCACAUGUGUUCAGUCCAGUUUUCUUUUCACAUAUGUGAAAUAACAUCUUGGCAAGUGGUAAACAAAAUAUAUACAGCAAAGAGAGAGAGAGAGAGACCUGUGGUUUUUAUUGAAGUGAAAAGAUAUAUUUUAUGAAAUAAUCCUUUCAUUGAAGUGAGUAAUUAAAGCUAGAAUAAAUAAGAUCUUAUGAGAGAUUGCAUGGUAAUUAUGUAACUUUUAAGAAAAAAGAGUUGAUGGUAAUGAAGUCUUUUCACUUGACUGGGUUUUUCUUGGAAAAGGGCAGGAUCAUGUGAUGAUGUAGCACAGUGUGUGAGAGCAGUUUGCUGCUGCAAAUCCAAACAUCCCAAAGUGAUUUCCAGAGCCCAGAUGUUUAUCAGUUUCUCUUCUGGAAGGGAGCAGCAAGGUUUUUAUUCCAGGUUUUCAGUGCAUAACUCCUCCUUUGUCCAGGGAGACUGGGCACUUGUGCUGGGCUACAGAGAAUUUAUGGAUGAGGAGAGAAAAUUACUCCUGUGAGAGAAAUUUUCCCUUCUCCCUGAGAAUUGUGAGAAAAAUUAGCCCAAGCAAUCCCUGGGUCAGGAAAAAAUAACAAAUAAAUAAAUAAA